Durusdinium trenchii is the source of this 1965-nucleotide messenger RNA. The record is from the annotation of a GenBank genome assembly. Lineage: Eukaryota; Dinophyceae; Suessiales; Symbiodiniaceae.
AUGCCCAUCCAGGCUUAUGGCUGGCCCGUGGCCCUCUCGGGUCGCGACUGCAUCGGCAUCGCCAAGACCGGCAGUGGGAAGACUUUAGCCUUCUUGCUUCCUGCCAUGCACAAGAUUCAGAGUUGGCUAGAUGAGGAUCCAGGCGAAGGUGGUGGUCCUUUAGCCUUGGUAGUGGUUCCCACUCGGGAGUUGGCUGCCCAGAUUCACCGCGAGGCUGAGCGGUUCUCACCUUCUGGGCAACGCGCGUGCUGCGUCUAUGGUGGCACCCCAUGGGAACCUCAGGCAGCUUCGCUAGAGGCGGGCGUGGAGCUCCUGGUAGCAACCCCUGGCAGGCUUGCCUUCCUCAUGGCACGCGGCGGCGAAGCGGCGGCACGCGCAGCGCGUGAGAUCGCCGCGUGCGGCUCCCGUAAACAGCUCACCGAAGCUGUCGCUGUCUUCGAGCGCUUCACGGCGACGGGCGGCCGGGCGACACGCCACAUCCUUUCCACCUUGCUGAAUGUGCACGUGCUUUGUGGGGAUUUGCCUGGCGCUUUGGGAGUGUCUCAGAAAAUGCAAGACAGCAACCUGCAGCUGGGAGUUGUGGAGUAUACGACUCUCUUGAAGGGUCACUUGGCCUACGGUGAUCUGGCGGCGGCCUGGCGCCUCCUCGAAGAGAUGGAGGCUGCUCAGCGAGCCCCCGACCUUCGCACAUUGAACACCUUCCUCCGGGGCUGUGUGAAACUUGGCGCUCUGGCUGACGCCGAGGCCGUCUAUGCCAAGGCAUCCCAGUGGCGUUUGGAAGCGGAUGGUGCAACCUACAAGAUCUUGGCACAAGUCUACAGCCAGCGGCUCAAGCUGAAAGCUUUGAUGAAAUUGCUGAAAGAUGGAGAAGGUACUGAGGCUUUGGGGCAGUUGGAGAAUGCGGCUGGGCUCAACGUUUCAAUUGGUCAAGUGGCCUGCCUGCUAGGUCAAAGAAAGGUGGCCUUGAAAGGGAUCACCCGGGCCGAGGAGGCAUUGGCUGCUGCGACCGAGAGCACCGACUUUGACCAUUUGCGGCGUCAGGAGCUACUUCGAGAGGUUCGAAUGAUCAAGAAGGCAAUGAAGGAAGACUUCGACCUCAUGGGUGCUUUUGGCCGUUUGUUCGCCGUGCCACGGCGGUGCACUGACAUCGACACGGCUGGACGUGGUGUUCUACACGGGGAAGUGUUCAAGGCGCUGUGUCAAGGCUUUGGGCUGGAGGAGUGCUUCCUGCGAGGAUUUGGAGAAGAAGAGGACAGCCGAGCUCAGCUGAAGCGCUGCCUGAAGGGCUCCCAGCUGCGCUGGAAGAGGAUCUUUGGCAGCGACGGGCCGGUCAAGCUCGAGGUGUGCUCCGGCACAGGAGACUGGGUGGUGGCGCAGGCCUUAAAAGAUCCAGCGGCCAACUGGGUGGCCAGUGAGUUACGCUAUGACCGUGUUUGGAGCAUCGUGACCAAGUCUGUUUUUGAGAAGUGCUCGAAUUUGGCGGUCCUGGCAGGUGAUGCCGGAUCCUUUCUCAAGAGCAUGAUUCCAGAAGGAAGCCUCAGCACCAUGUGCAUCAACUUUCCCGAGCCCCCGCAAACCACCAGAAAUGCCUCCUGUGACGAUGCUGAGUCCUAUCUCCACCUUUUGACCUCAGAGUUCUUUAUUGAUGCUCAUUCGGCCUUGGUACCGGGGGGCGUGUUGACCAUUUUCUCGGACAAUCAGGAGUACAUGCGCUCAUUGGCCCGAACCAUCGGCCUGCUCCGGGGACCGAGCGACCUGGCGCGCUGCUUUGAGCCCUUGGGCGACGUGCCGGCAGAGCACCUGGAGACCGCGGAAGAGAUGUGUGGCUUGCUCAUAUGCCAAGGGUGUCCGGGUGAGGAAGCUGGCCAUGUGGUUCAGGCCUCCUCUCAGUUCGAUCGCUUUUUCCAGCACGGCCAACAUUUGGACCGCUUCUACCUUGCUGUGUGCAAGGUGCCCAUGGAGUAG